Molecule: messenger RNA, 1404 nt
Organism: Sordaria macrospora k-hell
Lineage: Eukaryota; Fungi; Ascomycota; Sordariomycetes; Sordariales; Sordariaceae
Source: RefSeq, a predicted model, not a curated record
AUGGUCUCCUUCCCGGAGUGGACCACCCACCCCAUCCCCGGUGUCUCGCUCUCCGCCGGCGGUCUCCUAGCCCUCGCCGACCUCAGCACUGUUGCCCAACGCACCGCCAUCACCGGCGGCUCCAGCUGGCUCGAUAGCCUUCUCCUCGCUCCGGGCCUGCACUAUCAACAAGCUGCUGAUGAACUCAUCAAGUGGUCCGCAUCCAGCGCUACCGCCGUUGUCGAUGCCGGGACUGGGCCUGAAGCUAGUGUUGAUGUGACGGGAGGAGGUAGCAACGGGCAAAGUGGGAAUCCGAGACAGACAACCUUCCGCAUCAACAAUGCUGCCACCAUACUGUACCUCCAAAAGAUUGCUCGUCCAGGACAAACGGUCACUUUAGACGUGGGCACCAUCCCGGCUAUCAGACAGCGAUUACGCAUCAGAAGGUCGGAAAGCGGCUUGCAUGCCACGGUGUGGACGGUAGAUGACUUGCCUGAUCUGGGGUGGCUGUCGCAUGUUUUGUAUCUGAUCAGCCCGGUUUUGACGAUAGCGGCUAUCGUGCUGGUGAUUCUGUUUCAGGAUUGGUGGACCCUCGCCGCCCUCCUGGCCCUGAUGCUCUCCCGCAUCCUCAACAUCUACAUAAUCAAACAACGCUCCAAACCCCGUCCGUUACCUUCUCCGCCAUUCCCGUUCCAUCCCUUCCACCCCCCCUUUCCUUCAUCCCACUCCCCUGAUCGCUACGCACACAAACCCGCCAACCCAAUAACCUCCCUCCUCAUCUCCCUCUCCGACGACACCCACCCUUGCUCCAUCCGCCUCCGCGGCCUCUCGGAAGACCUCUACGCUAUAAUCGCCACCGCCUGGCUUCGCUCAAAGACCCAUGUAGAGGGAUACCUCGAAGCCACGGCAAAACUGCUGGUGUACAUGGUCGCUGCUUUUAGCGGGAACAUGACGCAGGUCGGAGCCAUGAUCAUGAUGGUCUUGUUGCUGGCUACGGCGGGGCUGCUGGCGUUGAGUAAUGCGAAUGCCAAGAUGUUUAGGGUUAAUGGAAGGGUGGUGGUGGGGGAAGGGGAGAGUGUGUUUUUGGGGGAGGAUGGGGGGGAUGGUGGUCAGGCUGGGAAAGGGAAUGGGGUGGGUGGUGGUGGUGGUGGUGAGGUGCAGCAACGGCAACGAAGGAGGACAGGCGGGUUGGGCCCGGGAGUGUAUCCUGUUGCGAAUAGAGGGGAUGGUGGUGUUGGGUAUGGGAAUGGGAAUGGAAACGGUAAUGUGUAUGGGAAUGGGAACGGGUCGGGGAACGACAACGUGAUUGAUGCGUGGCCAAACGCAAGUGACACGGAAGGAGGAAGAGGUUAUGUUGCGUCGGAUAAUAAUUGGGCCGAAAAGGGACAGGCAGCUGGUGGUGAUGGUGAUUAUGGUGGCAUGUAA